Messenger RNA from Helianthus annuus (common sunflower), 735 nucleotides. RefSeq names its product 60S ribosomal protein L18a-like protein. NCBI's taxonomy places the organism in Eukaryota, Viridiplantae, Streptophyta, Magnoliopsida, Asterales, Asteraceae. The coding region runs from base 121 to 585 and encodes 154 amino acids. The transcript has 4 exons. The record is from RefSeq and is a predicted model, not a curated record.
GUUUAUUCAAUACGCGGUGCUUUAGUCAUUACCUUAACCCGUAAUCAACCAGGAACAGACUGGCAGUUCCGAUCUCCAACCGACGACCUUUGCUCCGAUUCCGAUCUCCGAUCACAAACCAUGACUCAAGAAGGCAAGAGCAGAGGCGUCCUUUACCCCGGCGAGCAGCCUCCGCCGUCGUAUUAUUACGGUACGUUUCAAGGGGUUGCAAAUCAUCCUCCACCACCUGCACCUGUCACUUACCAGCCUUCCGUAGGUCUUCCGCAACCUGUUCCACCUCCGCAUAUCGUUCGAAUCGAUUAUUCACAUAGCUACCAAACCGCUCCAGGCGUUGUGAUCGCUUCUGGGACACCUGUGGUGAUUGACCGUGGCCCUCUUCCUUGCUGUGGUUGUGGGAUUGGCUGGUUCUUAUUUUUUGUUGGGUUCUUCUGUGGGGCCAUUCCCUGGUAUGUGGGAGCUUUCAUACUACUCUUUGUGCGGGUUGAUUAUAGAGAAAAGCCUGGACUUGUUGCCUGCACCAUAGCGGCAACUUUGGCUUUGAUUGCUGUUGGUCUUGGUGUGCAGAGGGUCAAAUAUGGGUGGUAAGUUUACUAUUAGAGUUUGCAUAUUUGUAUAGUCAUCAAGAAAUUAUGAGUAAAAAACAUGGAUUGGUUGUUGCAAAACUACUUUGAAGGUAAUUAUGGUUCUUUGUGUAUUGUAAUUUGGCUAUUAAUUUUACACAUAAGUUCGGGAUUU